Notechis scutatus (mainland tiger snake) is the source of this 1584-nucleotide messenger RNA. RefSeq names its product transcription factor like 5 (gene TCFL5). Lineage: Eukaryota; Metazoa; Chordata; Lepidosauria; Squamata; Elapidae. The record is from RefSeq and is a predicted model, not a curated record. Gene Ontology annotation, biological process: spermatogenesis; regulation of DNA-templated transcription. Gene Ontology annotation, molecular function: RNA polymerase II cis-regulatory region sequence-specific DNA binding; DNA-binding transcription factor activity, RNA polymerase II-specific; protein dimerization activity. Gene Ontology annotation, cellular component: nucleus.
AUGUCAGACACAACCCUCAAGGCAUCUGAAGCCUCCGGACCUCGGGCUGUAGUUACAGAUCAAGCUUCUUCUGGUCCUGUUGUUGAAGGCCCCACCGAUUCCUCUUUUGGUGAGCACAAUCUUAGCUUCACCACCACAGACCUCAGCCUGGUGGAGAUGACAGAAAUAGAAUACACACAACUUCAACAUAUACUCUAUUCCCAUAUGGAAGCCCAGUCAAAUGAAAACGAAGUGGAAAGUAGGUUAAACUUGAAUUGCUUCUCAACCAACAAUGCUGCGAAUCAGUCCCAUUACUUGUCAUCAUCUAGUAGCAGUCAAGGUGGCUUCUCAUCAAACAGCUCUGGAAACCAGUCUCUCUACCCCAUUAUCUGCCAGUCUGGCUUGACUUCUGACAGCAGUUUCACAGGCCCUAAUCAGUGUCUAGGGCAUAUUGACUUUCAAGAGCUAAGGAUGAUGUUGCUUAGUGAAUCUAGCCUACCACCAGGCCAAGCUGAAAAAGCACCCAAUGGGAACUCCAUAGAUAUCAAUGGGCAAAAUUUAGUAAAAUUAAAAUGUAGUGAAACAUCGGGCAGCGUUAAUAAAGAAAAUGUAGUUGCAGAAACUUUAGCAGCAGUUCCUGAAUCCAGAACCAAAUCUGCAGUCCGUGUUCGGUUAGAAGACAGAUUCAACAGUCUCCAGACUGAAAUUCCCAGGUGCCAAGAAACUCAAGAAACUGGAGUAGCCCUUAACAAUUUAGUAACCCUCAUUCGCCAUCCUUCAGAAGCGAUGGGUGUUCCUCUCCACCAGCAGCAGAACAAAUGUACUGCUUUAGUGAAAAAUAGGACUGCUGCUACUGCUACCACCGCGUUGCAAUUCACAUGUCCGGUCUUUACACCAAACACUGCUUCUCUUGCAACAGGAAACACCAAUGCUGCACAAGCGCAGAGCUCUGGAUCCAGUGUUGUAGAAACAGUCAAACAUCAAGACCUUGCAUUGCCUCGAGCUUUUUCUGUGUGUUACCAGCAAGAAAUUGAAACUAGCAAACAAACAGUUGGUGCCAGAAAUAAAGCUGUACCUGAGCAUGUUUGGAUUAAAUUGGGAGGAGAGACUUUGUGUAAGCAGUCGAUAAACAGAAGAAGUCGUAGUCGUAUCCAUCCCUUGGAUACCAACAUACAGCGCAGGCCUCUUGGUGACAUUCAGAAUGUGUGUGAGAAUCAAAAUGCAGCUCCAGCUCAGAGUUCAUGGCAGCCGGUCCAGCCAGCCCAAAAUACACACAACGGAAGCCAAGGCAGCGUCUCCCAACGCCGGGAGAGGCACAACCGGAUGGAAAGAGACAGAAGGCGCAGAAUCAGGAUUUGCUGUGAUGAGCUGAAUCUUCUAGUUCCAUUCUGCACUUCAGACACUGACAAGGCAACAACCUUACAAUGGACAACGGCAUUUCUAAAAUAUAUUCAAGAGCGACAUGGAGAUUCUCUGAAAAAGGAAUUUGAAACUGUAUUCUGUGGUAAAACAGGCAGAAGGCUAAAAUUAACAAGAUCAGAUCCCAUAGCAACCUGUGCAGUCCAGGAGAUCACACAGAAUAGUACAUCUACGGACAUGAAAUAA